UUCCUUUCAUAGUCUACACAGCAUACGCAAACGACGCGGGCAAAGCAUUACAUGCAAUGCACCACUCACGCCACGGGCGGCAGCAGAAUCACCGGUGUUUCGCGGCUUAUAUUGCGGGUGACAUUCCGAGUGCCAUUCCGAUCAAAAUGUCUACGGAAGAAGAGUGCAUUUUAUUGCUCCUUUUACAUCGGCAACGACAAUGCAGGAAGCGCAGAGAUAGGCGGUGGUAUGUGCGCCCUUUGAAUACCACACGAGAUCGGGAUGGGGAAUUUGUUUCUCUGGUGCUUCCAAUGCGAAGCCUGGACGAGGAGAGGCAUUUCCAAUAUUUUCGUAUGUCGGCGCCAAAGUUCGAUGAUCUCCUUUCGCGAGUCAUCCGUAAUCUUCCCGACUCUCACCAAAACCACCGGAACCCGAUCGGGGCUUCCCAAAGGCUUGCCGUUACCUUGAGGUACCUGGCAACCGGCAUCGGCCUGCAAGCUCUUUCGGCCAGCUACAAGAUGGGCACCAGCACUGUGUCGGGCAUCGUGGAGGAGAUGUGUUCUGCCAUCUGGGACGCCCUUCAGGGGGAGUUCAUGGCCUUUCCUUCCCGCGGUCAGUGGCAGGACAUAGCGGAGGACUUUUGGAGGCAGUGGCAGUUUCCCCUGUGUGUCGGGGCGAUUGACAGGAAGCAUGUCAGACUCAGAGCUCCAGCACGAUCGGGAAGUGACUUCUAUAAUUACAAAGGUUUUUUUUCAAUUGCCCUCAUGGCUGCUGCUGAUGCCAACUAUAGAUUUAUUUAUGUAGACGUUGGCGCAUACGGGCGUGAGAGCGAUGGAGGUGUCUUGGGUCGCAGUGCCUUCGGAUCCAGACUGGCAGAGGGCAACCUCAAUCUACCCGCCCCUGCUGUCCUACCAGGCACCACAACGCCCAGUCCUUAUUUUUUUCUUUUGGAUGAGGCCUUUCCCCUACAGGUGAACCUGAUGCGUCCCUAUCCAGGUACUAACCUGCAGGAUAGGAAGCGCAUCUACAACUACCGACAGGCCAGGGCGAGACGCGUAGUGGAGAAUGCCUUUGGCUGCGCGCUUCCGAAUCUUUGGCCGUCCAAUUGA
Molecule: messenger RNA, 1088 nt
Organism: Gadus macrocephalus (Pacific cod)
Lineage: Eukaryota; Metazoa; Chordata; Actinopteri; Gadiformes; Gadidae
Exons: 2
Coding region: 57-1088 (343 amino acids)
Source: RefSeq, a predicted model, not a curated record